AUGAACAAUGAGGAAGGACAAGCGGCGGGACCGUCAAACGAGUUUAUCGAGCUCGAGCCGGGGUCGGAGUGGCGCUUUGAGCUGGAAGCGGAUGAGAACAUCGCAGUAAGAGUCCAUACCGCCGAUCCAAUCUACAUCAAUUCGUCCGAAAUCCCACGGUCGACAUGGUAUCCACUACACCGAUAUCUCAAGUCCGCGCUGUACGGCCCUAGUGGUGGCAGGCUCGAAGUAUCCGCACUCCCCGGCUCGCAGUACUCGUCAACAACAACCAGUCAGCCCGCUCUCGUUUCUCUCCACCUGGCGCUGGAAAGGCAGCGUAUCCUCGCUCGGCGGCAUAUCGCAGGUUCGGACGCACCGGCCUACGACGCGCCUGUGACUCGCGGUCCAAGAGUCAUGGUCCUCGGCCCUCCAAACAGCGGCAAGACGACAGUCGUGAAAAACCUGGUCAAUAUGGCUCUGGGAAGCGGAAUGGGCUGGAGUCCCGGCGUUAUCGGUCUAGACCCUUCAAGCCCUUCAAACCUCAUUCCAGGCUCAUUGUCACUCUCGACCCCCGUUCACCCUAUCCCCACGCAUCACCUCGCGCACCCCCUCGGCUCCCCACCCGGCUCUGUUGCGGCCAACACGCUGUCAGGAGACGUCAGUACGAUGGGAUGGUGGUAUGGCCACGUCGAGCCGAGUACAAAGGGUAUGGAUCUGUGGAUGAAGGUGGUGGAUGAGAUGGCGGGGCGGUGGAAGGAGCGAUGCGAUAAGGAUCCGAAUGCUAUGGCCAGCGGUCUGAUCAUGGACACCUCGUCCGCUUUCGCCGUUCCUACACUCGGAACACGAAAGACUGAGCCAAAGUCACGAUACUCGCUCGUCCUCCACGCCGCCGAGGCAUUCGAGAUCGAAACACUCCUCGUGAUAGGCAACGAAAAACUCUCGAUCGACCUCUCCCGCCUCCUUCCCGCGCUCAACAUCAUCCGCCUCCCCAAGUCCUCCGGCGUCGUCGACAGGGACGAGCCCCUGCGCGAGACGGAACACACCCAGAUCAUCCGAUCCUACUUUUACGGCGAGCCCGCCCUGCCCAAAGAGAUCGAUAUCCUCCUCGGCAAGAUGGUGCAUCCCGACCACUCGCUCUCGCCCUACUCGUUCCAGAUCGGCUGGGAAACGCUCACGAUUCUGCGCGUGGGCGAGGAGAAUGCUGCGCCGACCAGCGCAUUGCCGUUGGGUUCGGCGAGGACGUUGAGCCGGACGAAAUUGAGCAGGGUGGAUCCGGCGGGUCCGGCGCAUGUGGUCAGGUUAUUGAAUACGGUGUUGGCGGUGGUGGCUAUCAAUAAGGGGGAUUGGACGGGGGCGGAACGGAAGAGAAAGGUCAAGGAGGAGGUGGAGGAGGCGGUCAAGGUGGAAUGCGUGAAGGAAGAGGGAGCGGAGGGUGGCGGGGAGGGCGAGGGUGGAGAUGAGGGGGAGCAAGGAGAGGGGGAAGAUGAGGAAGAUGAAGACGAGGUGCCGUACAAGGAGGAGAUUGGAUGGAGGGAGGUAUUAGGGUUCAUUGUCAUUACGGCGAUUGAUACGCAGCGGAAGAAGUAUACCAUUCUUUCGCCCUCACCCGGAAAGCUGCCUUCGACAGUGGCGAUUGCCGGGUCGAUCGAGUGGGUGGAUUCGGCGUAG
Molecule: messenger RNA, 1647 nt
Organism: Dioszegia hungarica
Lineage: Eukaryota; Fungi; Basidiomycota; Tremellomycetes; Tremellales; Bulleribasidiaceae
Product: Pre-mRNA cleavage complex II protein Clp1-domain-containing protein
Exons: 7
Coding region: 1-1647 (548 amino acids)
Biological process (GO): tRNA splicing, via endonucleolytic cleavage and ligation
Cellular component (GO): mRNA cleavage factor complex; nucleus
Molecular function (GO): ATP hydrolysis activity; polynucleotide 5'-hydroxyl-kinase activity
Source: RefSeq, a predicted model, not a curated record